AUGGCUUACACUAACAAAAUCCCGGCAGCGGUUGCGAUAGCAGUGCUGUUUCUUGCGGUUACGAUCGCUCCUCGGUGGACGGAGGCACAAUCAUUCUCAAAGCUGAAUCCAGUCUGCGCGUUGAUAGUCCCUGAGAUCUCCCAACUUUGCUAUCUUACGGGAAGUGUGAUCCCAUCUGAAGAUUGCUGCAAGAGUCUCAAAUCGGCGAGCUCGAUGCAAGUGGAUUGUCUCUGCGACAAUUUCAUUGCACAUCCUUCUAACGCCACCCUCACCCGAGCUCUCUUCGACGCUGUCCACAGCGCCUGUGGCGUUCAAGACAAAUUCGCUUGUAAAGACGCCAGCGGAGGAGCAAUGAACAAGUUUGCUGCAUCAAUGGGUCUAUUUGGUUUUGUUGCAAGUCUGUUUUUGUAA
Molecule: messenger RNA, 411 nt
Organism: Microthlaspi erraticum
Lineage: Eukaryota; Viridiplantae; Streptophyta; Magnoliopsida; Brassicales; Brassicaceae
Source: the annotation of a GenBank genome assembly